UUGAACGCAUCUUAUAUUUAUGCACAAAACUAGCUCAUUAAUCGUACUUUCGUAAAAGCAAUGUAGUAGUAAUAUAAAUGUUUGUCAAACUAGUUUGAAAGCCGCACCGACCACUUUAGGGUUUACUCGGCUAUGACAGAGAUUCUACGCAGAAUCCACGGUGGCUUUCUAAAAGUGGCCCUGUUCCCCAGCAGCUUUGGGAAUAAAGCGCCUCGUCCUGCCGCCUCUGAAGUACUAACAUGUCACCUCACGCAGCGCGCGCUGCCGCCCUGGACUUCAUUCUGCGUGCGCUACAGGGAUGUCAUCAACGACCAAUUCGGUCUGUCCAACUUCAACUGGCAGGUGCAGGGAGCGAACUACCACAUCCUUAGGACCGGUGCUUUCCCUUUUAUCAAAUACCACUGCACCAAAGCACCUCCACAGAACCUGGAGUUUGAAAAUAAGUUUUUUGGGGCAUUGAAAGUCAUCAAUCUAGGUAUCCCAUGCUUGGCAUAUGGCUUGGGUUCAUGGAUGGUAGUUGGAGUGACAGAGACAGUUCAGACCUCUGCAGGACCUGUUACGGUUUACUUUGCAUACAAGGAGGUGGAGGGUGCUCAGUUUUAAUAUCGGAGACAAUGAGUAUUUGAAAAGAAGGACUUGAGUUUUACAAGAAAAUGUUUGUCACAGACUGUCUGAAAAUUUGUACGAAUGGCCAAGAGCGACCUGAAAUACACAAAUGCACUUUUGCAACAAAAAAA
Messenger RNA from Sinocyclocheilus rhinocerous, 737 nucleotides. RefSeq lists its product as uncharacterized. The transcript has 3 exons. The record is from RefSeq and is a predicted model, not a curated record. The coding region runs from base 133 to 603 and encodes 156 amino acids. Lineage: Eukaryota; Metazoa; Chordata; Actinopteri; Cypriniformes; Cyprinidae.